UAAUUCACUGUGUAGAUUAACUUAUUGCUAAUUGGUUCUUAUCAGUUAUUGGCAUUUUUACGAUGUAGAGAAAUCCUUUUAGAUAAUUUUGAGAGUUAGUAUGAAACAAGAAUCCGAUAAAGAGAUGGGUACAUAGAGACGUACAGCGUGUAUCAUACUUAUUAUGCGGAGUUAUUGAAAACAAAUACACAAAAAGUUUGGACAAUAGAUUUAUCAACGGAUUUACCAAUAUUCCAUUUGGAUCAAGUACUGAUUAACCAUUAAUAUCAGGAAGUAUUGCUCAUUCACAAAUCUUAUUUCUUUAUUAUCAUUAUAACUGAUUGUUAAACUAAAUUGGAGUAAUGAGCACCAACAGCAGUUCGGUUGUGAUCGGAAAUGGGACGAACUUGUCGGAUAUUUACAACGAGGAAGCUUACUUAGCCCAGCGAUUAGGGGUGAGACAUGUCCCCUUGUCGUUACUCGUCUUCCUCUUUAUCGUCUAUGGCACUAUCUUAAUUGCUGGAACUGUGGGAAAUAUAUGUACGUGCAUUGUCAUUGCACGUAAUAGGACCAUGCACACCGCUACCAAUUAUUACCUAUUCAGUCUGGCUAUUUCGGAUCUCCUUACUCUGAUUCUGGCAUUGCCACCAGAGCUCUACGGUUUCUGGGAAGCGUAUCCAUGGAAGUUUGACAUUGGAUUCUGCAUUAUGAAAUCUUUUAUACCGGAAAUGACGUCAUAUGCUUCAGUAUUGACAAUUACCGCAUUUACCAUUGAACGUUAUGCAGCCAUCUGUCAUCCAAUGAGAUUCCAAACUCUGUCUAGCCUUCCACGUGCUAUGAAGGUUAUUGUCGUAAUCUGGAUUAUCGCCAGCGUGAUAGCUUUGCCUUACCCCCUCCAUACACGCACAUUCUAUAUUGCCUUUGACCCGGUGACGUCAGAACCUAUUCAAGAUUCACUUGUCUGUAAUAUUCCGUUCAAAUGGCAUAAACGGAUGACGUAUAUGUUUCAAGUGUCGACGUUUGUGUUUUUUGUGUUGCCCAUGAUUAUUAUAAUUGUGAUGUAUGUGAGAAUUGGAAUUACUCUUUACAAGACUGAUAGUUUAGUUGGGGACCAGAAGAAAAAACCCAAAGUAUCGAACUGGGUAUCUAAAAAGGGCGGGAGUCAGGUACGAAAUGGCAGUAAUCUACAGGUGCCUUUUAAUGUCACCAAGGCUCGGAAAGCCGUACUCAAGAUGUUAGUUGCCGUUGUGAUAGCUUUUUUCGCCUGCUGGGCACCUUUCCACUCCCAGAGGCUGAUGACCAUAUAUGUACAACAACACCAGUGGACUAAGGAACUGUACAUAGUUCAGGACUACCUGUUCUACAUCUCGGGUGCCUUGUACUUCUUCAAUUCUGCAAUAAACCCGAUCCUGUACAAUUUGAUGUCCAAGAAAUACCAACAAGCCUUCAAACGGACUUUGUGCAACUGUGGCAGAAUGAAAGAUUUUGAUCUAAACACCAGUUUCCAGGGUUCCAACAGCCCUAACAGGGAGCGAAACUCUCACCAUGUUCACUACACUAAGAUAUCUAAAGUGGACAAAUCUCACGGAACGGUCGUCACUACGGUAGCAGACGCCACUUUGUGAUCUUAAACAUCGACACGAAUAUUGAUACAUGCAAGUAAAAAUAAUGUUUAAUAAUUGUAUAGCAUAGGAUUGGUUUAUUUAUUUAACUUAUUUUCAUUUAAGCAAUACAGGAAUAUUGUACCACAGACUUAGAAACAAGCUUAGGAAACGCCUACGUUGGUGAUCAGAAUGUUUCUAGGUUAUCCAGCAAAUGGUUUUUCGGUGCAAACCAAACGUGUAUGCUAUAUGCUAUUUGAAAGCUAAGUAUGACUAGUUCGUUGUAUCUCGUCUGAAUUUUCAAACUAUCUCGCCUCGAUUGUAAGAUCUUCAAAAAGUGAUUUCGUGGAUGUAAGGGAUGGAAAAAUUCUCUCAAAUCCAUGACGCUGCUGUCAAUGUGAUAGCGUCAUCAUUUUACGUAGCGUAACCAUGUCGCAAUAUGAUAACGUCAUCAAUUUUGACGCACAUUUCAUAGGAUAUCGAUGACGGCAAGAUGAACAGGUUUCACAAUAAUUUACAAUUUAUGUUACUGUUUGUUUUGAUAAUGACAGGAUAACUCAACCCUCUUGUAAGAGUUUUAUUGGUGAGAACUCGCCAAGCCUUGUGCUGACCAGCCGAACUCUAAACCCUUCAGAUCCAUGUAAUAUUCUAUCAUUGACAAUCUAACACAUCUCGGUACAUUCUGUGUCAACAUCAGUUCUGUCAACAUUUACAAUGAAAACUCUUUGAACCAAAAAUACGCACACAUUGAUGGAACGAUGGAAUUCACGUACAUUUCUUCAGGAAUGCCAGAUUCAUCUUUCCCGUGUUGUGUUGAUCAUCGUCAUUGCCUAGCGAUGAACUUUAUAAUAUAUUCAUUUCGGUUUUAAUGAACCUAAGGUUGUGUAUUACACAUAAAAGUUUUUUUCUGUUGUAUGAUUUAAUGAUGUAGCGUAAUGGUCA
Molecule: messenger RNA, 2522 nt
Organism: Ylistrum balloti
Lineage: Eukaryota; Metazoa; Mollusca; Bivalvia; Pectinida; Pectinidae
Product: neuropeptides capa receptor-like
Exons: 4
Coding region: 342-1604 (420 amino acids)
Biological process (GO): neuropeptide signaling pathway
Cellular component (GO): plasma membrane
Molecular function (GO): neuromedin U receptor activity
Source: RefSeq, a predicted model, not a curated record